Diprion similis is the source of this 822-nucleotide messenger RNA. RefSeq lists its product as uncharacterized. The record is from RefSeq and is a predicted model, not a curated record. The transcript has a single exon. The coding region runs from base 1 to 822 and encodes 273 amino acids. Gene Ontology annotation, molecular function: zinc ion binding; nucleic acid binding. NCBI's taxonomy places the organism in Eukaryota, Metazoa, Arthropoda, Insecta, Hymenoptera, Diprionidae.
AUGCUGCUGUUGGAACAUCAUGAAGUCAAGGAGAUAGUGUUAGGCACUAGUUGCAAACCUGAAUCUCCAGCAGCAGAUGCUGCCGAAACAGUGAAGUCAAAAUAUGAGAUUGAUUCUAAGGUGUUUAAAAAACGAAAUGCUCUUGCUCAACUAGUUUUAAUUAGUAGUCUGAAUGAUACUAACAUAGAAGUAACUGCAACGUGUAAUACGGCAAAAGAAACAUGGGAGAAAUUGACUUCAAUCUACGAACAAAGUUCAGGUCAGAGAGUAGAUAGAUUGUUAGAACAAUUCUUUACACUUGAAAAGACAGUGACUGAAGACAUAGCUACUCAUGUUGGUCGUCUUGAGCGAAAUUUUCGUGAGUUGAAUGACGAAAUGAAGAAAUUAAUAAAAACUGAGUUACCAGAUUUGUUAUUAAUGAGUCGCGUAAUGUCAACACUACCUGCAGAAUAUUUUGAGUUUAUAAGCGUUUGGGAAUCAGUUUCAGUAGAAGAGCGUACUUUGAAUAAGUUAACUGAACGUCUUCGGUUAAUUGAAAUGAGACUUCCCAAUAAACACAGUGAAUCAGUUGCACUCGUGGCGAAAUCCACGAAGAAGACGACUCAAAAGAAAGCAUUGAAGUGCUUUAAAUGUCAUAAAUUAGGUCAUUAUGCAAGUAAAUAUCCAGAAAAAUUGACUAGUAAAUCUUUAAAUGCAGGAAGCUCGGAGAACACAUUACUAGAAGUUGAUGCACUCGUUUGCACAAUGGAAAGUGUAAAAGAAAAAGAGCCUGGUGCAUACGUUUGUACAAUGGAAGGUAUAACGAAGAAGAGCUGUGGCUAG